Messenger RNA from Larimichthys crocea (large yellow croaker), 4392 nucleotides. It is a transcript of the gene olfml2ba, whose product is annotated as olfactomedin-like 2Ba. Lineage: Eukaryota; Metazoa; Chordata; Actinopteri; Sciaenidae. The record is from RefSeq and is a predicted model, not a curated record. Gene Ontology annotation, biological process: signal transduction. Bases 264 to 3050 code for a protein of 928 amino acids. The transcript has 8 exons.
CCUGCAGCAGAUGCCGGCUGCUCCUUCACAGGCUGCGCGCUUUCUCUCCACUCACAAUCACGGUGACAAUGAAAAAGAUGACAUCGCGCCAUAAAGCUUAAUCUCGCCAAUCUGACGACACUUCUGGAUAAACCUCUUUUAAUUCUGGAGCCAGAAGCAGGCUAUGACAUUUUCUUGGCAGCUAAAUUAAUUGGUGACAGGCUGUGCCUGCCAGCACACUUGCAAGAUUAUUUCUUUUUUAGUCGCUCUGUGAGCCUCACAACAUGUAUAAGUUAUGCUUUAUCAUCGUAGUGUGCUGUGCGUUUUUUCCAUGCGGCUCUGCAGCGCCAAAGACCCGGGGUGAAGACCCCGGGUCACAGUUCGAGAGCAAGGCAGAGCAAGAUGACAUGCUGCAAGAGGAGAUGGAUGGCCAGGAGAACAUCCUCUCUAAGCUGCUGGGUGAUUAUGACAAAGUGAAAGCCCUCUCGGAAGGCUCUGACUGUCGGUGUAAAUGUGUUGUCAGACCCCUGAGCAGGAGCGCCUGCCGGCGGAUAGAAGAAGGGAGCGCCGCAGCGCAGGACUUCUACACUGUGGAGACUAUCACAUCUGGACCACAGUGCAAGUGCGCCUGCAUCGCUCCUCCGUCAGCAGUCAACCCAUGCGAGGGAGAGUUCAGGCUGAAAAAACUUAGGGAAGCUGGAAAAGAGAAUGUCAAGCUUUCCACCAUCCUCGAGCUGCUGGAGGGUUCCUUCUAUGGCAUGGACCUACUGAAGCUCCACUCAGUUACCAACAAGCUCUUGCAUCGCAUGGAACACAUUGAAAAGGUCGUGUCUCUGAACAAUACCACGGAUGUGGUGAGGCCCCAGGAGAACCCUCCGACCCAGGCAGAUGUGACUGAAAGCCCACCCACCUCUCCUCCCCACAGGCAUCAGGACAAGAAGAGACUCGGUGAGGUCAACGGAGCUGCAGUAUAUCGAAACUCAGAGAAAAAGUAUGAGGAGAAGUUUAUUGGGAACAAUCCAUCCUUCCUAAAGACAGAUGGUUCUGCUCAGAUCAUUGAGAUCAAACCUCAGGUGACUCCCAGAAACGUGGCUAACAACGAGGCUUCUCAGGUGUCAAAGACUAGCCCCAAUGGAAUGAUCAUCAGAGGAAUGACUUUUUAUAAAUCUGAACCAGAUCCGAUGGUUGCAGAUGAUGGGGAUCCUGGAGAGAACUUUUUUGAGUAUCAUGGAUUCAGUGGUGAUGGCCCAAUUAACCUCUUCAUUGAAGAGAAUCUUCUGCAUCACAGAGCCCCUCGCCCCAGGAUGAGAGCAGGACCAAGACAAUUUCGACCAAGGACAACAGGUCCUUUGCACGAUACCAAGAAGACCAGCCAGUCAACAAAGCCGAAAGAAACUGAGCACACUUCAGAAACACAUAAUGAGUCCAUCAAUACAAUUAGAACCACAUCAGUAGAUAAACAGAGUGAGACAUCAGCCACAUCUGUCCCAACCACUACCACACAAAAAGCCAGGACCAUAGACACUAAUGCACCUCUGACUACUCAAAGAGUCACUGCUGGAAUCACUAAGUGGCCAAUCCCUUUAAUGGCUGAACCAGCUGACACUUCUUUAAGCACCACUGCCAAGGAAACAACCGAAGCUACAAGAAACGAAACCCAACCCUCUGAAAAUAAGACCACAAUGGAAAUCCCAUCAGCAUUCACAACAAGAAAUAUACCAGCCACCAUGAUGGAAACAUCUACAGUUAAGGUUAAAAAACAAAUGCAAACCAUACCCAGCAGUACUGCAGUUCAUUCAAGCACACUUGCUUCUACCACAGCCACAGAGCCGUCAACUACCAUACCAACUUCCACUAUGACCAUCACAACCUAUGCUGCACCAACCUCAACACCAAUACAACCCACAGCAGCUUCAACAACAGCUACCUCCACACAGGCUGCUACCACAACACCAGAGGAAGAAACUGAAUCCACCUUCUUUUUAAGCUCAACUUUGCCGCCUACUACACAGAAACUGACCACUUUGUCCCUCCACACUUCUGCGCCUUUCACCACACCUGUGACUACCUCUUCUUCAACCACCACCACCACCGGUACUACCACCACCACUAGUACUACCACCACCACCACUACCACCACCACCACCACCACUGCCAGGCAGGUAGAAGGUAAAAAACGGAAAUACAAAAUCAGCUGGGAUGAGGAAGAGGGAGCAGAGGAACCCCGGGAAUUAGACGAGCCAAUGCAAAGGCAGGAGGAAUCUACUAGAAGAAAGCCUGGGGAGUGUAAGGAUACUUUGGCAACAAUCUCAGAGCCAAUAACUCACAACACCUAUGGCAGGAAUGAAGGAGCAUGGAUGAAGGAUCCAAAGUCUGAGAAUGAUAAAAUUUAUGUUACAAACUUCUACUAUGGAAAUAAUCUUCUGGAGUUCCGCAACCUGGAGGUUUUUAAAGGAGGUCGUUUUACUAACUCAUACAAGCUUCCUUACAACUGGAUUGGUACAGGCCACGUGGUCUACGAUGGGGCUUUCUACUUCAGCCGCGCGUUCUCCCGAGACGUCAUUAAGUAUGACCUGCGUCAGCGUUACGUAGCCGCCUGGACCAUGCUGCACGAUGCUCUGAUUGAGGAGACGUCAUCACCUUGGGAGUGGCGCAGUCACUCAGACGUCAACUUUGCUGUGGACGAGAGUGGCCUGUGGAUCGUCUACCCGGCACUGGAUGAUGAGGGCUUCUUACAGGAAGUUGUUGUUCUGAGUCGACUGAAUCCAUCAGACCUGAGCAUGCAGAGGGAGACCACCUGGAGAACUGGCCUCAAGAGAAACCAAUAUGGAAACUGCUUCAUCAUAUGCGGCGUCCUGUACGCUGUUGACAGCUACAACCAAAGAGACGCUAACCUGGAAUAUGCCUUCGACACCCACACAAAUACUCAGAUGAUUCCCAGAAUGCCCUUCACCAACAACUACACCUACACCACGCAGAUUGACUACAAUCCCAAAGAGGGUGUUUUAUAUGCGUGGGACAAUGGACACCAAGUCACAUAUGACAUUAAGUUUGCUUAUGUAGACCCUUAGUAAGGGUUUAACAGUAGUUAUUUUAAAAAGCUAAUUCUAUAAUUUGAAUGGAUUGUAGAUCAGUCCAUAUGGCCUUUAGUUUGGGACAAAUGGGGGCCAGAUGUACAAAUGUACUUCAGUAUAUUGUGACUAAAUUGUUUUCUUAUCACGAUUUUUUUUUUUUUUUUACAUGAAAUAAAUGAAAUGAUGAGCUUGAUUCCUCAGUCAACACAUCAAGUUGUACUGUAUAUAUUGUUAUACUGUAAAAAAGCCCUUUGAGAUACAUAAAUGUAGAAAGUCAUAGUUUUUUGUCAAAUAACACUUUAACAAUUGACAUAAACAACCAGUUCAUAGAAGCAUGCUGUUUGGACAACUAUCCAAAUUAUGUGGACAAAUUCCAUUUUUCUGUUUCAUACACGAUAUUUUGUAUUAAAAUGUUCUUUGCAUCAUAUGCCACAGGUCCUCUUCACAUAAUAUCACAGGUAUUUCUGUUGUCUUGUGAAAGCACUUACUCCCUCCAUAUCAGACUAUUCUGAGGAGACUACAAUAAAGUUUCAGAAAUGCUUAAUGUCUUCUUUGUUUGGCUAAUCACAGUAGCUUUAAUUACAGUUUAUUUGACUAAUUCAACGUGAAGACUGUAAGGGUAGAAUACAACUAGGCAGAUGAAGAAGGAUAGAAAGAGAAACCAUAAAUACAGACAUACAGAGAGUAAAGCCUAUAAUUUACUCUUACUGGGCAUAAAUUGAGUUACUGUGGAAGAAAAUACCCAGUAACAUCUAUUAUACUUGUUGAAAAAAAAUGAAAUAAUGCAGUUAUAGGAUUUCCCAACAGCCUAAAUGAUGCACACAGAAGUAUAUAGUUACAGAAAAUCCAGUGUUUAUUAUUGUUUAUACACAUAAUAGAAUACAAAAAAACUAUAAAGGAAACCCCAGUUUUACUCUUGCUUUGUCACUUCAAUAAGUACCGUUGGGAAGCAGUGAAAACAUUGCUGUGAAUCAAAUAUAUUCUUGAAACCAAAAGGGGAAGAAAUUACACACACAGAUGUUUGUUUGGCUUAAAAAAACACAAGCAGAUGGCAUGUUUUUUCUGAACAUUUUUAUGGGCAUCUGUUGAGCGAAAACACAACCAUCUGCACAAUCACGUAGCUAAAAGAAAUGCACUUUCACACAGAAGGAUGUUGUUUUAACAACAUAUAUAAAAGUAUCCAUUUUGAUGAUGUAUAAUUUCUUAUUUAACAUUUUAUUCAUGAUUAUAGGUAGUCAAAAUAAGUUUACAGACAUUAAUAUAAAAAGCCAUCUACACCCAGGUUCUGCAUUCAUAGUGCAAAUCAGUACUAAAAAUGUAUCAAAUAGUACAACUCCGU